Molecule: messenger RNA, 2813 nt
Organism: Hippocampus zosterae (dwarf seahorse)
Lineage: Eukaryota; Metazoa; Chordata; Actinopteri; Syngnathiformes; Syngnathidae
Gene: pus3
Product: pseudouridylate synthase 3
Exons: 8
Coding region: 359-1870 (503 amino acids)
Biological process (GO): tRNA pseudouridine synthesis; mRNA pseudouridine synthesis
Cellular component (GO): nucleus; cytoplasm
Molecular function (GO): pseudouridine synthase activity; RNA binding
Source: RefSeq, a predicted model, not a curated record
CAUACUUACACCCUAUAUGCGUUCUCUAUUGGUUUCAAGAUAUUGACAAAAUACACGAGAAAGUGAAUUAAUGUGUACAAAAAAUGGACAAUUUUAGUCCAUCGUUUUCAUCCGUUUGCAUCUUUUUCUGCCUGGAAAUUAUGACGAAUGAAUGGGCGUUUCCGCGCCUUUUGAGUCAUGGACUACAUUUCCCAGAGGACGUCGGUGAGUAUCAUAAAUUGUUCGGAAUUGACGUAAAAUCAGCCCGUAAAGUAAGCGUGGGUGCAAAUGCAGCAACAACUCUGAAAAUCGAAUGGGACAAGCAAUUUAAGAAGAAAAUCCCGCUCGUCAACGAUCGUGACGUUAAAAGUGAAGCAAAAUGUCUGAGAACUUAAUCCAGAGGAUAAAGCAGCUGGAGGGGGAAGUGGAAACGCUCAAGUCCCAACUGAAUGAAAACCACGUGGAGAGCAGUCCGUCCCCCAACAACCAGAAGAUCAAUGUUAAAAAAGGGAAGAAAGCAGGCAAGGAGCGGCCAUUUGACUUCUCUGCACACCCUCGCCGCCACGUUGCCCUACGUCUGGCCUACCUGGGAUGGGCCUACCAGGGCUUCGCCGUCCAGGAGAACACGGACAACACAGUUGAGGCCAGGCUCUUCGAAGCCCUUCUCAAGACGCGCCUCAUCCAGGACCGACAGAGUUCGAACUAUCACCGGUGCGGACGCACAGACAAAGGCGUCAGCGCCUUCGCCCAGGUGAUAACAAUCGACCUACGCUCCACACAGUAUUCCGGGUUGGGCGUCUCGCUUCCUAAAAACGCCCAAAAAGACUCCAUCGCCGCCUCCGAGCUUCCCUAUGUGAAAAUGCUGAAUAGAGUCCUCCCUCAGGACAUUCGGAUUUUAGACUGGUCCCCUGUCGCUGAGGGCUUCAGCGCGCGUUUCGAUUGCCAGUCCCGCACGUAUCGCUACUAUUUUCCGCGAGGCUCUUUGGAUGUGGCAGCAAUGGCGAACGCUGCGAAACGGUAUGAAGGCACCCACGACUUCCGUAACCUGUGCAAGAUGGACGUGGGCAACGGCGUCCUGCAGUUUGAGAGGACCAUCCUGUCAGCCGAGGUUAAGCCGGCAGAACCCCUACGUGCCGACAGCACAGACCCACACGACUUGUUCGUAUUUGAGAUUCAAGGACUCGCCUUCCUCUACCACCAGGUUCGCUGCAUGAUGGCCGUGCUGCUUCUGAUUGGACAGAAGUUGGAAGCUCCAGAAAUUAUCCAGAGCCUCCUUGAUGUUCACAACAACCCCAGGAAGCCACAAUACAGCAUGGCGGUGGACUACCCGCUUGUCCUGUAUGACUGCCGCUUUGAUGGCCUGAGUUGGAAGCAGGAGACCGAGGAGCUUAGUCUCGCCCUAUCUUCUCUUCAGCAACAAUGGACGCAGAGCGCAGUCAAGGCUCAAGUCCUGCGCGACAUGAUUCGGGGCUUGGAGCCCAUGAGCGUGGUGUCGUCCAGUCUAUGCUUGCUGGUGGAAGGCAGCCGCCAAAGGAAAUACCGGCCCUUGCUGGAGCGCCCGCUCUGUGAAAGUCUUGAGUCACGCAUCGAGCACUUUGUGAAGAGAGGCCGGCUGGAGUUGGAGGAGGGUGAGGGCAGCGGAGAAACUGUUCACAAAGGGAAACGAUCCAAAAAUGCACCUGUUGUCUCUGAGAUCAACCCUCGGAAAACUAAGGAGUUGGUUGUGGAUUUCUGCGGGAAAAAGUCCUCACCAGCACCGAUGAACAUCCAGGGUAUGGACAUAGAGAGGGUGACCUCCUACAAGUACCGUGGUGUUCUUCUGAACGACAAACUGGACUGGUCUACAAACACGGACACCCUGAUUAGGAAAGGACACUACUCAGGAAACUGAGGUCUUUUGGGGUUCAGGGGUCACUCCUUAAGACGUUCUAUAACUCGGUGGUGGCCUCGGCCAUCCAUUAUGGCAUUGUCUGCUGGUCAAGCAGCAUCUCAGCCCGGGACAGAAAGAGACUGGAGCGACUGGUCAGGAAGGCCAGUUCUGUCCUGGGUUGCUCCCUUGACACUCUGGAGGAGGUGGGCAACAGAAGGAUGCUAACUAUACAAUACAAUACAAUACAUGCUGAUUUAUAUAGCGCUUUCACAACAGCGGCAGCUGUAACAAAGCGCUUUACAAAACAGUUAACAUAAAGUAAAAUAAUAAACACAACACGUAACAUAAAACACGGACAGUCGUGCAGUUCUAACCACUUUUCCAUCACACGCUUUGUUGUUUGAAGCUGGUUUGAGAUGAAAGAGGAGAGAAUCAAAGUGUCCUUUAACCAGUGGAUCAGAGACGUCAUGCUCAGAAUGUGCACACGUCGGCUACAAGCUAAGUUUCAAAGUCAACAAGAAGCUAAAAAAAACUAAGCUAAAAGCUAUGAUGGCCAGUCCCUCCCACCCCCUCCAGCCCGCCCUGACAGCACUUGGUAGCUGCUUCAGCCAGAGACUGUUACACCCGCGCUGCAAGAAGGAGAGAUACCGACGCUCGUUCCUACCGACUGCUGUCAGGCUGAUGAAUAAAAAAAAAAAAAACAAUCAUGAUAAUAAUAAUAAUGAAAUGAUGUGAAGGAAAAUUGUAAAUAGUACUGCGAUUUAUCCAUUUUGUGUUCAUAUUGCAUUUAAUUGAAAGAUGUUUGUUGUUUUUUUUCCUCUUUUGUUCUUUCUUCUUUCUACAUACAUUCUUGCUUCUGGAGGCUGUAAAUUUCCCCAGUGUGGGACGAAUAAAGGAUAUCUUGUUGUUUUUUUUUUGGUGGAGGGGGCCGGGGUUCCGUGAAAUAAACACACCUCUCAAUCAA